AUGAACACUGAUAAAGAACAAUACAGACUUAAGAAUUUCUAUAAUUUUACUAAUACUUAUUCUGAAGAUGAUAUUUUAAACUGUUUUACUAUUAAAGCUGGAACUAUUAAAGCUGCUUCUACUAAAAUAAAUAAUAAAGAAUGCAGAAAAGAAUUAAUUGCUAUGGGUAUUGAAACAAGAGAUUUAUAUUUACAUUACAAAGCAAAAUUGGAAGCUCAAUUAAAAAGAAUGAAAGAUAACAAGAAAAGUACUAUUAAAUUAGAACAACCAUUUUUAUCAAAAGUUUUCAAUAAAUUAAACAAAACCGAUAAACAAACUUUUGGUUUAAUUAAUAAAAAAGCAACAUUAAUCAAAGAUUUAGAUGAAGAAAAAAUUCAAAAAGAACUUGACAAAAAGAAUUUAGAAUGGAGUUUAAAUAAUAUUUCUUUUGAUGAUAUUGAAGAUAAUGAUGAUUUAAUGAGAGAAGAUAUGUAUAAAAAAUUUGAAGAAGAAUUAAGAAUUAACGCUGAAAGGAAGAAUUAUUUUAAAGAAUUGAAAGAAAAAGAACAAUAUGAAAACAAUAUGGAAGAAUAUAAAGAUAUGAUUGAAGAAAUUGAAGAUCACACUAAAAUUAAUACUAAAGUAACUUAUGAUAGAGUUAAUAAAAUAAUUAAAGCAGAUUUUAGAUGUGGUUUUAGAGAAAAAUUAAAAAGAAUUCAAUUAGUGAGAGAGUAUUUUAUCGAUUUAAUUAAAUCAGUUCCUUCUACCACUGAAAUAGUUUAUAAAUAUUUACUUAGUCAAGAUGGAUGGAAAACUUAUAUGUUAAAUACCAAAGACGCCAUUGAUGAAUUUCUUAAUUCUGUUUCUGAAGAAUCCAUGUGUUUUAUCAAUAAACAAGAAGUAAAUGAUUCUAUAGAUUCUACUUUUUAUGUUCAACAAACUAUUCCAGAACCAUUAUUCAUAUUAGAAUUAAAAAUAUCUCCAUAUCAUUAUACUGAAGAUCUUAUUCAUCAAUACAAAACUACUGGCGGAAGCUUUUUCCCUUAUCAUUAUAAACCAGAAUUUGAAAUAUUUGGUCAAUAUCUUGCUAAAGCACAAAUAUUCAGUUCAUUGAUUGAUGAAAAUGGAAAGGUUAGAUCAGAAUUUGAUUUAAAUUGUUUCACUUAUGCUUUAAAACAAGCUAAUGUCGAUGAUGAAACUUUAGAAUUAGUAUUAAUUCAUUGUAGAGGUCGUUAUCAAAAAGCUAAAAUGUUAGAUGAAUUAUGUAAAUCGGCUCAUAUUCGAAUUAGAAUUGAUAGAGAAUGUACUGACAAUAAUAAAAAACAUGAUAAAAACCGUAAAAUAGAUUAUUAUGGUUGUGAACUUAAAGAUGCCAAAUAUAAUUUAGAAAUGUUUUUAUAUAGAGAUUCUUUAAUGAAAGGCGAUCAUUAUAUUUUGAAUAUUGAUAUUCCAAUUACUCCAUUUUAUCUCAAAAAUAGAGAAGAAAUUAAUAAUUGGACUAUUACUCAUAAUAAAAGUAUAAAAUCAAUGUUUAAUAAACAACGUUAUAAUAAAAAUAAACAAUGUUAUGAAGUUAAACCAGGUGCUAAAACUACUAUCAAAUUAUCAGAUCUUAUUUUAUAUAUUAGAGAUCAUAAUGGAUUUGAACCUUAUUCUCUUUCUGAUGUUUUACAUUUGAAAUCUGAUUUAUCUGAAUAUGUAUUACAAUCAUUAAAUACACUUGAAUAUCUUCCUUUCGAAACAAGAAAAAUUGAAAUCAAAGAAAAUAAACGAAAAGAAGUAGAUCAUUCUUAUUGGUAUGCUGAUUUUGAAGCUUCAACACAAGGAUAUCAUAAUCCAUAUUGUGUUUGUUAUUCUAAAAGAGGUGAAGAUAAAAUUUAUAAUAAAUAUGGAAAAGAUUGUGCUUAUGAUUUCUUAUGUGAUUUACCUCAUAAUGCUGUUUGUUAUUUUCAUAAUCUUAAAUAUGAUGGUUCAUUCCUUGCUAAAUAUGGUGUUAAUAGAUGUAUUAAGAAGGGUGGUAAAAUUAUGCAAAUGACUCUUAAAUUUAAAGGUAAACAAUUAACUUUCAAAGAUAGUUUAGCAUUGAUUACAGCUCCAUUAUCAGCUUUUCCUAAGAUGUUUGGUUUAUCUAAUAUUCAGAAAGAAAUUUAUCCAUAUAACUAUUAUAGUAAAGAUAAUAUUAUUCACAAUAUUGGGAAUAUUUUAGAAGCUGAUUUAUAUGAAACUAAACAAUGGAAUAAAGAUCAAUUUGAUUUAUUUAUCAAUAAUAUUGAUUCAAUUGAAGAUUGUCGAAUUGAUGAUUUUCAUUUCAACAUGGAGCUUUAUUGUAAGUUUUAUUGUAAUCAAGAUGUAAGAAUCUUAAAACAAGGUCAUUCCAAAUUUAGAGAUAUGUGUUUAGAAUAUUUAAAUAUUGAUAUUGAUAAAGUAAUUUCAGCAGCUUCUUUAGCUAAUACUUACUUUAAGCAUAACGUAUAUUCAAAAAUAAAUAAUUUAAAAGAAUAUGGAGGAAAAGUUAGAGAAUUUAUUCAAGGAGCUAUUUAUGGAGGUAGAUGUAUGACUAGAGAUAAUAAAAAGUGGUAUGUAAAUGAUGAAUUAUAUGAUUAUGAUGCUUGUUCAUUAUAUCCUUCAGCUAUUAAUAGAUUAAAAUUAGCAACUGGUUCUCCAAUAGUUAUUUCUGAAAAUAUGUUAAAUAAUGAUUAUUUACUUAAUCAUCUCAUGGAUGAACAACAAUUAGAACCUACUGAAAGUAAAUUCAUUUCUGCUUUUCUUGUUGAUAUCGAAAUUACUAAAGUAAAUAAGAAAUUACAUUUCCCAUUGAUUGUUAAAAAGACUAAACAAGGUAAUAAAAACGUUAAUGAAUUAUGUUCUAUGAGAGUUGAUAAUAUAUUAUUAGAAGAUCUUAUUAAAUUCCAACAGAUUGAAUAUAAAAUAAUUAGAGGUUAUUAUUGGACUGGUAAUAAGUCUGAUUUAUUAUCUAAUGAGAUGGCUAAAUUGUAUAAUUUGAGAAGAGAUUUUAAGAAACAAGGUAAUCCAGUUCAGGAAGUAUUUAAGUUAAUUAUGAAUUCAUCAUAUGGUAAAACUAUUCAAAAACCCAUUAAAUCAGAAUUAGUUUAUAAACAAAUUUCAGUUAAAAAUAAAAAGAAUGAAAUUCAAUAUGAUGCUGAUAGAUAUUUAAAGAAGAAUUCAUUAUUAGUUAAAUCAUUUUAUGACGUAGCUGAUAAUAUUAGAUGUUUUGAAACUAUUAAAUCUUUUGAUGAUUUCUUUGUUCCGAAUCUGAUUGGUGUUCAAACUUUAACAAUGAGUAAGAGAAUUAUGAAUGAAGUUAUGUGUUUAGCAGAAGAUCUCAAUAUUCCAAUUUAUUAUCAAGAUACUGAUUCUAUGCAUAUUUUAAAAUCAAGAAUUAACGAAUUAGAAAAUGAAUAUUUUAAGAAAUAUAAUAGAGUUCUUAGAGGAUCUGAUAUGGGUCAAUUCCAUCCAGAUUUUGAUGAAUUAUCUGGAGAUGUUACUAGUAUUGAAUCAUACUUCUUGGGUAAAAAAGCUUAUUGUGAUAAAUUAACUAAUGAAAAUAAUGAAAUAGAACAUCAUCUUAGAUUAAAAGGUAUACCUAAUAAUUUAUUAAAUUGUCAAUAUGAAGAUCCGUUAGAAUUAUAUAAGAAACUAUAUGAUGGAGAAUCGUUUAAUUUUAAUCUUUUACAACUUAGACCAUCAUUUGAAUUUACUAAAGAUUUUAAAAUUAAAUCAAGAUCUCAAUUCUGUAGAAAUAUUAAAUUUAAUAGUGAAUUGGGUUCAUUUUAA
Entamoeba invadens IP1 is the source of this 3774-nucleotide messenger RNA. RefSeq lists its product as hypothetical. Gene Ontology annotation, biological process: DNA replication. The coding region runs from base 1 to 3774 and encodes 1257 amino acids. The transcript has a single exon. NCBI's taxonomy places the organism in Eukaryota, Evosea, Mastigamoebida, Endamoebidae. The record is from RefSeq and is a predicted model, not a curated record. Gene Ontology annotation, molecular function: nucleotide binding; DNA-directed DNA polymerase activity; DNA binding.